AUGUCGAGGCCGCCGGAGAGGGUGGUAAGGGAGUUUAUGUGUACACUGUACAAGAGAUGGCUGAAUUUGACGACUCAACUGGGGCAUUUUCAAGAUCAACAUCCUAAUCACGACAUACCAAAGUUGUACACGGUCCGGGAAGCCGACCUGAGGGAACAGCUAGAUGCGGAUGGUGAUGAUAACGAGGAGAUGGACCUGGGUUUCGAGGGAGAGACGGUCCGAGACGCACCUCGGAGGGUGACUGCGGAAGACUGCGCCGAGUAUACGAACCAGGUCUCGCGUGCACGUAAGCCUAUCCUCUCACAAAUGAAGGAAUACGUCCAAAAGGUUCCGGCGUGUGACUACAAGACCAGGGCGACAAUCGCCGGAGAGUAG
Molecule: messenger RNA, 375 nt
Organism: Fonsecaea multimorphosa CBS 102226
Lineage: Eukaryota; Fungi; Ascomycota; Eurotiomycetes; Chaetothyriales; Herpotrichiellaceae
Exons: 1
Coding region: 1-375 (124 amino acids)
Source: RefSeq, a predicted model, not a curated record